Molecule: messenger RNA, 1551 nt
Organism: Didymosphaeria variabile
Lineage: Eukaryota; Fungi; Ascomycota; Dothideomycetes; Pleosporales; Didymosphaeriaceae
Product: condensin complex non-SMC subunit Cnd1
Exons: 3
Coding region: 1-1551 (516 amino acids)
Biological process (GO): meiotic chromosome condensation; mitotic chromosome condensation
Cellular component (GO): condensed chromosome, centromeric region
Molecular function (GO): histone binding
Source: RefSeq, a predicted model, not a curated record
AUGCGCCGGGGAGCCAUCAUCGUCUUGGGUAUGCUUGCACUCGCUAAACCUGAGAUUAUCGUCAAUGAGAUGGAACUCUGCCUGCGCAUAGGGCUGGGCGAGCUAGGUCGACGAGAUCUAAGUCUCGCUCGUUAUACCUGCAUUGCACUUCGCCGCAUCAGCUCACCACCUGGUAAGCAGUCAGAUCCAACUAGCCCAGCGCAGGUGGCAAAACUUCCCAACGAUCACGCUGUGCUAGUGAAGCUUGCCGCUAUCUGCGAAAUCGUCUCCGACGACAAAGAGUGGUUCGGUGUGGCGGAGCAAGCGAUCAGUGCCAUCUACGUCCUCUCAAAACAUCCCGAUGUUUUGUGCUCAGAGAUACUGCGACGGAAGACAAAGCACCUUCUCGGCCUACAUCUAGCGGGUCAGGCGCCGGGGGAAGCCAUGGAAGUAGAUGCACCUAUGACGCCACCUCCCGAAGAAUUAUCACAGCCAAAGAAGCAAAAUCCUGCAUUGGCACUUUCUCAGCUACUGUUCAUUGUCGGACAUGUUGCCAUCAAGCAGAUUGUUCAUCUUGAGCUCUGUGAACUGGAGUUCAAGCGUCGCAAAGCUGAAAAGCAAACGAAGACUGCACCCACGCCGCGGACGUCUCUUGCGGCCGAGAACCCGUCGCCGGUCAAGAAGGGUCGGAAGAAAUCAUCCAUCAAAGACAAAACGCCAGCUGCUGAAGAGGUCGAUGAGUUGGAGCUCAUGGCUGGCCCAUCAGAAGAUGAUAUCACCGAUCACAUUGCAGCAAUCAGGGAACGAGAGCUCCUCUACGAUCCCAACUCCCUUCUCUGUAACUUUGGACCGAUGGUGAGGGAUAUCUGCUUGAAUAACACUUCUUACAACCACCCUACUCUACUAGCCCAGGCAGCGCUCUGCCUAGCGAAGCUAAUGUGCGUAAGCUCCGAGUAUUGCGACAAGAAUCUGGAACUGCUCUUGACGAUGAUGGAUCGGAGCAAAGACGCGGUUGUGCGCAGCAACCUCGUCAUUGCCCUCGCAGACAUGGCCGUCUGUUUCAACCAACUGAUCGACGAAAAUGAAUCUCACCUAUACCGCCGUCUCAAUGACGGCGACCCCUCGGUCAAGCGAACGUGUCUUAUGACGCUCACCUUCCUAAUCUUAGCCGGACAAGUCAAAGUCAAGAGCGAACUGGCUAAGAUGGCGAAGUGCAUGGAGGACAGCGACGAUAAGAUCAAGGACAUGGCGCGCAUGUUCUUCACCGAGCUCGCAACCAAGGAUAACGCUAUUUACAACCAGUUCAUCGACAUGUUUAGUACGUUGAGCGCGGAUACCGGGCUAGAUGAAGAUGCUUUUAAGAAGAUCAUCAAGACACUAGCAGGCUACAUCGAAAAGCAGGAUAAACAUGCCAAGGUGUUGUCGAAGAAGCUGGCGGAUCGCUUGCCGAGGGCUGAUAGUGCGAAGGAGUGGAAUGAUAUUGCGUUUACGCUGGGUCAGCUGCAGCAUAAGGACGAGGAAAUCACGAAGUUGGUUGCGGAAGGGUUCAAGGUUGUGCAGGCGUCAGCGUAA